Messenger RNA from Habropoda laboriosa, 180 nucleotides. RefSeq names its product 60S ribosomal protein L39 (gene RpL39). The record is from RefSeq and is a predicted model, not a curated record. Gene Ontology annotation, cellular component: ribosome; cytosolic large ribosomal subunit. Bases 8 to 163 code for a protein of 51 amino acids. Gene Ontology annotation, molecular function: structural constituent of ribosome. Gene Ontology annotation, biological process: translation. Lineage: Eukaryota; Metazoa; Arthropoda; Insecta; Hymenoptera; Apidae. The transcript is spliced from 3 exons.
GAGCAAAAUGUCGGCUCACAAAACAUUUAUUAUCAAGCGAAAGCUUGCGAAAAAAUUGAAGCAAAAUAGACCAAUUCCACAAUGGGUGAGAAUGCGUACUGGCAAUACCAUCAGGUACAAUGCAAAACGGCGUCAUUGGAGAAGAACCAAGUUGAAGCUGUAAAUUAAUAUGUACCUGCU